Molecule: messenger RNA, 4449 nt
Organism: Vigna unguiculata (cowpea)
Lineage: Eukaryota; Viridiplantae; Streptophyta; Magnoliopsida; Fabales; Fabaceae
Source: RefSeq, a predicted model, not a curated record
UCCCCAAUUUAUGUUCUGUUUCAAGCACAAACUUGGUUAAUAAAACUAUUAGUUUUUAUUGUUGAUGAGAGCCUAACCAACGGAAGGUGGCGCCCAGCGAGAGUGACACGUCUUGAAAGCUUCACCUAUGUUUUUUAUUUUUUGUUUUCUUUAAUUAAGGGUUGUAUUUAGGAGUUAAGCCAUGUUUAGUUUGACCUAAUUUUAGGGCAACUUACUCUUAGACUAUAAAUAGAAAGUUUCCUUCUUUGUAAAGAGAGAUUUGGAAGAUACAUGAAGGGACAUUGUUGAGUGUUUUCUCUUGUGUAUGUGCACUCGAGUCUUAUCUUGAGCAAGUGGCUUAAGUGGCGACUCCUCCACUUAUCUCAUGGAACCUAUUAAGUGGCGUGGAGAGGAGCACAAUUCCAUUUCUUCGUGGCUGUCUUCACUUAUCUUGCAAGCAUGCAAGUGGCGUGUUAAAGCUGUUGCACUUAUCUCGGAUGGCUAUUCGAGUGGCAUGCUGAAUUUGGAUUUGCCCACUUAUCUUGGCUUUAUCCCCAAGUGGCGUGGCUUCCUUCGCUCGCUCCAUCUUCCGAUCGAUUCACGUUUCGACGUCAUCCCCUACUCCAUCCCACUCAUGUUUUAGGGUUUAUUCAUGUUUUAGGGUUUGUUUCACAUUCUCCUUUUGAUUUUUGUGUUUCAGUAUGUGUUUGUCGUACUCUUCGUCCACCCCUUUUUUGUUUGCAUCCAUUCACGAACCCUCAGUUCACAUGUUCCCCAAAUUUCGAAUCUCGUCCUACGUCAUUUGGUAUUCAGAGCUUAGGUUUUGAUGAAUUUGUGGUUAUCUGAAAUUGGGGCAUUCGUGUACUGGUUCCUGAUUGAUGCUUUAGACAUUCAAUUUUAGUUAUGUUCGUGUUUUCAGUUCACUUGCGGAUCGUAAUCCAUUUUCUACUCGCGUGAUUAAUUUUGUUGAGUUUUUGUUUUUCUUAUUUUCAUCUAAGUGCUUCUUUUGGUAAUGUUGUCUUGUGCCUUCAGAUUGUUUAGUUCUGCAAUUGUUGCCUUCAGAUUGUUUAGUUCUGCAAUUGUCUCGUAUUCGGUGUUUUUACAUAUGUGCUUAAUUUCAUUCUGUAUAAUUGUCUUGUGUGCAGUCCAGGUGUUUGAUAUAUUGUGUCAUUCACGUUACCUUGAACAAACACCUCUAGAGACCUUAAAAGUGCUGUGUUUGCUUGUUUUAGGUGCUGUUUUGUCCCUGUUAAAAUCCUUUCUCUUAUUCCUUUUGGUAUUGAAUUGCUCUGGUUUUGUCUGCCCUAGAGAUUGAGGUGGAGUUGUUCCACUUUUUCUUGAGACGUUAGCUCAAGAGAUUGGCCAAGUAAAGAGAUGCAUUCUGGCUUGUGGAGAGAAAAGAAUUGAGUGAACCGUACCCCACACCUGUUUGGCCGAGAGAUACAUUUGAGAGAGUGUGUUUUGCCUAAACUAGUUUUCUGUGUUGUAGCGUUAAAGAUCUCUUUUUGGAGUUUUCUGGUGCAUGAUUGUUUUUGAAUGUUGGCUGGUGAUAGGUUUAGAAUAGUUUAUAAAAGGAGGGAAAAGAGGAAUAACUGAAGGAGGGAAAAGAGGAAUAACUGACUAUGACAAUUAUAACCUCUGUAGAGUAAUUCUGUUUUCGUUUUUUUAAAACUGUCUUAUAACUGAUUAUUAUAAAUAAUCAGAGGUUAUAGGAAAAAGGCAGUUUUGGUUUUUCCUGAAAGGAUUGGUAGGAGAGUGAGGAUCUCUCAAAGCUUCCUCAGUUGUAAUCUUGAGUUCUGGCUUCUUCUCUUUUGGCACAAGCAGUGUUGUUCAAUAAAAGUAAUCAAGAAUUAAUCUUGAUUGUUCUGUAUUACUAAUUGUCCCUAUCAAUUGGUAUUCAGAGCGCCUUCUGGGUUCUGUGGGAAGGGUUCGUUAGAGCAUGGUCCAUACCAGAAUGGAGUCACGCAUGGAUGGGGUUGAACGCAUGGUCCAAGAAAUGGCUCAAGAUCGGGACAGACAGGAAAAUGAGGCUCAUCAACGGUUCCAACGUUUAGAAGACAUGAUUCGUGGUCUUACAGUGGUGGUGGAGAAAAUAUCGUCAACAGGAAAAUCGGAUAGUGAUGACAUUUCAGUCACAAAUGGAGUACAUUCUUCUUCUUUGUCCAGAUGGAGAAAACUGGAUACUCCAGUUUUUAUAGGAGAGGAUGCUUAUGGCUGGACCAAUAGGUUGGAGCGCUAUUUUCGUUUAAAAGCGGUAACAGAGGACGAAAGGAUGCAGGCAGUUCUUAUUGCUUUGGAAGGAAAGGCUUUGAAUUGGUUCCAAUGGUGGGAAACGUGUAAUCCCAAGCCUACAUGGGAUGCUUUCAAGAUUGCAGUGGUGCGCAGGUUUCAACCAACCAUGUUGGAUAAUCUGUUUGAGGUUUUGCUUGGCUUAAAACAAACAGGUCCGGUUGAAGAGUAUAUUGAAAAUUUUGAACAAUAUGCUGGGUUCUUGAAAAACGUGGAGCAAGAUUAUUUGGUAGGCAUUUUCUUGAACGGGUUAACAGAAGGUAUCAAGGCGGAAGUGAAGCUACAUGAACCAAAAAGUCUUGCUGAACUAAUGAUGAAAGCUAAAAUGGUGGAGGAAAAAAUUAGAGUCACAUCUAAAAGCGGCCUUACAGGGGUUAGCAGCAAUAUUUCAGGGGCCAAACCAUAUUCAGCCACCAGAACCUUUUCAAGAGAAGGCAGUCACUCGGUCGCUUCUAGUACUACCAAUAAGGAAAAGGGGGAGAGCAGUGAGGUGUCUAUAAGAAAUUCAGGGGGGCUGCGACAACGAGGAGCCCCUUUUCGAAAAUUAUCUGAUGCAGAAUUGCAAGACAAGAUGAAAAAAGGUUAUGUUUUAGAUGUGAUGAGAAGUUUGGGCCUCAACAUGUCUGUAGAAACAAACAGUUGCACAUGUUACUACUGUCAGAAGACGAAAUAACUGAAUUGGGGGAAUUCCAACACCACACAGCGACAACAGAAGAUACCUUGAAGGACACAAGACAGGUUUUACAGUUAUCCUUGUGUACCAUGGCUGGUCUCACUACCAAGAAGUCUUGGAAACUUUGGGGUAAAAUUGGAGAGGAAACAGUGAUUGUUUUGUUGGAUUAUGGAGCUUCCCACAAUUUUAUUUCAAAUAAUUUGAUUGGUAGAUGUGGGUUGCAGACAAUGGCUACUCCCUCUUAUGUGGUGGAAGUUGGAGAUGGUAGAAAGAUUGAGUGUCAAGGAAAAUGUGCAGAUUUUAUCUUGGAAAUCCAAGGAUUACAAAUUCAACAAGACUUUUUCAUUUUUGAGAUAGGUGGAGCUGAUAUUGUGUUGGGCUUAGAGUGGUUGGCCAGUUUAGGGGAGGUUAAGGCAAAUUUUGGCAACUUAAAACUUACCAUUGGUGGAGGGGACCAGCAGCACAUGGUAAUGGGGGAUCCUGCUUUAUCCACUACUGCAACUUCAUUUAAAAGGUUGAUACAUGAAUUGCAGCAAGGGGACCAGGGGUUUUUGGUGGAUAUGGUUCAGAAUCAUGACGUUGUGGAUUCCACGGCUUGUACAAAGGAAGUGGAGCAAGUGUUGGCAUCCUAUGGUGUGGUUUUUCAAGAGUUCCAGGAAUUACCUCCUACCCGAAAACAAGAUCAUGCUAUUCAUCUCAAGGAGGGAGCAUCCAUUCCAAACUUAAGACCAUAUAAGUAUUCACACUCACAAAAGAAUGAGAUUGAAAGAUUGAUUGGUGAUAUGCUGAAUGUUGGUAUUAUUCGGCCUAGUAUUAGUCCUUAUUCCAGCCCUAUUAUCUUGGUGAAAAAGAAAGAUGGUGGAUGGAGGUUUUGUGUAGAUUACAGGGCUCUUAACAAGGUAACCAUUCCAAAUAAAUUUCCUAUUCCAGUCAUAGAUGAAUUAUUGGAUGAACUGGCUGGUGCAACUAUCUUUUCUAAGCUAGAUCUCAAGUCUGGUUACCACCAGAUUCGUAUGAAAGAAAGUGAUAUUGAGAAGACAGCUUUUCGAACCCAUGAGGGCCACUAUGAAUUUCUAGUCAUGCCUUUUGGUUUGACAAAUGCGCCAACAACAUUCCAAUCUCUAAUGAAUGAAGUUCUCAAGCCUUUUUUGCGAAAAUUUGUGUUGGUGUUUUUCGAUGAUAUCUUGGUUUACAGCACUUCUAUGGAUCUGCACCUCCAACAUUUAUCACAAGUUCUUCAACUACUAUGUGAUCAUCACUUAAAAGUUAAUAGAAAGAAAUGCAGCUUUGGCCAAGACAACAUUGAAUACUUGGGCCAUGUGAUCUCGGGAAAUGGGGUAUCUGCUGACCCUAAGAAGGUAGAAGCUAUGUCUAAAUGGCCUAGACCGAAGGACGUCACUGCUUUAAGAGGUUUUCUUGGUCUCACGGGUUACUAUAGAAGGUUUGUUCGAGAUUAUGGUAAAAUUGCACAACCUCUAACACAAUUGCUUAAAAAGGAAGGUUUUGUU